UUGUAAAGCACGUGAUAACCUACACAGAGAAAACAUCAAUCAUGACAUUCAAAUUCUUGAUCAAAAAUCUGCUGUUUACACUCGUGGUUCAUUGGUCGAAUUCAUGGCCGUUAAGUGGCGAUAGAUCUUCCAUCAAACAUGCAUGUUCCGAACUCGCCGGUUGUGAGCAGGGGUGUGUAUUGAACAACAACAAACCGCAGUGCUUCUGUUAUCCGGGUUACACAUUGCAGACAAAUGGACAAUCGUGUAAAACGACGAGGAGCCCUCAAAGUGCUGCCCGGGUUAAAAACAACGUUCCAAUAUCACUUUCAGACGUGUUCACUCACAAAGAAGAGGGGUGUCGAGGGGAUAUGUGCCGAAAUGUUAAGUUUUAUCCUGAACACGACAGGAAACCAAAUUUUAAGGAGUUAUGUCCUCCUAAUUUCCGCUCUGUUGUCACAAAUGGUGUCAGGGUAUGUGUGGAUCCAUCAAACAUUAACAAUUUUCCAAAUCCCAAGGUAAAGAACACGUCCCACAAAAAGCAGAAUCUCAAUAGAAAGUUAAACAUCAGUAUGUCUGAAAAACUAUUUAGAAUUGCAAGACAAAACGCUAAAAAGGAGCUUUAUAGGAUACCAGAGCAUAACAGCUCAUCUCAAAGUCCCCAACAUCUAGCGAUCAUUCGAAAGUAUUCUGAACGACAACAAAGGCCAAGAUGCCAAAAUGACGAAGUCUUAGUUCCAACUGUCAACGGCGUAGUAUGUCGCAAACAAUGUGAGCCUGGUCAAGUUGUGCGGGAAGAGCAAGGCAUCAAAACGUGCGUCAAUCUUCCCUUCAAAAUCACAGACAAUCCAUGUCCAGAAGGUCACAGACCAACGCAGACGACAAUCGGCAUUGUGUGCGAGAAACAUUCGGAAACCAAGAUAGGCAACAUCCAAGCAGGCAAACCCCUGUGCACCGCCGGCGAACGUCUGGUUCAUUUACAGACUGGUCCGGUGUGCAUUUCAUCAAAAUCAAGGCGUCCAGUUUGUAAGGAUGGAGAAGAUCUUGUUCAGUUAAGGAAAGAAUUUUACUGCGUUUUGUCAAAACCAGAGGUAAAACCGAAAUGUAAUUCCCAAGAGGAGGAGAAACACUCGGAUCAGGGUACAGAGUGUCGUCCUAAAGCUUGUGCCGACGGAUUAAUUCCUGUAAAGACUCCAGUGGGAACAGUUUGUCAAUUCGAUUCACAGAGCAUCCCAGCAGUGGAAACAAAGCAAUGCGCCCCAGGACAGACCUUAAUAACAACAGAAGACGGACCGGAAUGCUGGUUUAUUUCAGAUUCAAAGAAACGUGAAAUCAUUUGUCCACCUGGUCAAGUUCUAGUCGGAGGAACCACUUGUAAAGACCCUAUGUUAAUAUCUCCAGACGAAGUAUCGUGUCCACUGGGACAAGAGUUAGUAAUGACGCUCAAUGGCGCCGAGUGCCAGUAUCGGCGCUCUCAGUCCAAUGAACUGCAGCAUACCCAUAUAACGCGUUGUCCAGAGAGAGAGGUUCUUACAUUGGAAUCGGACAAGUUCGUUUGUUACCCGACGGAACAUGACCUUACAGACGUAAUUUGCGAUGCUGGACACGUGAUCGUCCAGGGGCACACAAAUAUUUUAGAGUGCGUCUCAGAGGAACAAACAAAUCUGGUUUGUGAGUUUGGUUUAGUGCUAACCCGCACUGUCCACGGUUAUUUGUGUGAGCAACAUACGAAAACAGGUUCUCCUGUCCCAAUAAGUGACUGUGGACCAGGACAGGCUUUAGUGGUGGAAGGAGAUAGAAAAAUGUGCGUGGGCGUGGAGAAUAAUGUCCAUCUCUGUGGGCCAGGGCACGAGGCAGUGCUGGGUAUUUCGGGGGAGGUCAUAUGUAGAGCUUCACCAACGCCACCUACAGAAUCGAGUGAUGUCAUUCAACCCUGUUCUGACGAAUGCUUAGAUACGAAAUGUGGUUCGGGUUUAGUUCCUGGACCUGGAAAGGGGUGUUUGGAUAUUGAAACCAUCCGGAAAAUGGAAUGUGUCCCAGAAUGUGCUAACGGUGGCUCUUGUAAAAAUGGACAGUGUGAUUGCCCUCCCGGACUAUCUGGUACAGCUUGUCAUGAAGACGUGGACGAAUGUGCCAGAUUGCCAUUGGACCAUUGUCAUUUUUCCUGUAGGAACACCUUUGGAAGUUUUCAUUGUGUCUGCGCAAAUGGUUUCACCCUAAGUCCUGACGGACGAACAUGCAUUGAGGAGCACUGCUUCCCAGGGUGCCUCAAUGGCGGAGCGUGCGUGGGUGGUAAAUGUCAAUGUGCGGACGGAUUUUCGGGAUCUCUCUGUCAGGAAGACGUGAAUGAGUGUGUAAAGUACUCUAAUCCCUGUGAACACCGGUGUCGCAACACGUAUGGGUCUUUCUUCUGUACCUGUCCCCAAGGAAGUCGCCUGAGGGAGGAUAAAAGGACUUGUCAGAGCUCAACGUGUAACCCAAACUGUAUCAACGGCGGUCGUUGCCUUAACAACCGAUGCAGGUGCGCGCCGGGAUAUUACGGGAUCAUUUGUCAACUAGAUAUUGAUGAAUGUUAUUUGAACCCAUGCGAACACAAAUGUGUGAAUACAAUUGGGAGUUACUACUGUGCUUCAGAAGAUAGACAAGACCCAGAUACAAACAAACACACGUGACUAAUUUAACUGGUACAAUAAUUCAAAGAGUAUAUGUUUUCUUAUGAUUCCCUACAUUAACUCGUAAAUAUGUAGGACCGUUAUGAUAUCAUCUCCGUACACACGGUCUCCAUCACAGUUACGUCAACGUUUUAAUUUCUAAUGGCUUUCCAUUGGACAUUUAUGUGUGUGUUCACCAACCAUUGAAUAGAAUUUAAUAUAGUACAUAUAGGUCUACAUUGUAUUUACGUUACAGUACUGUACAAUACGUAAUCCUCCUACAACAAUGAUCGAUGUACAUCGUGCUGGAUAUUAUUUCAUUUUUUAUUUACCGCGUAUAUCAUUCAUUUGUUAACGAACUAUACUUUAAUAAUUUCCUUCAAGGAGGUUGUGCUUUCAGUUUCAGUUUAUGUUUAAUUUUAUUUACAUUAAACUAGCCACUCGGCUUUAUGUUAUUCUUUUCACAAUAAAUCAACAUGAUGAAAA
Molecule: messenger RNA, 3116 nt
Organism: Ostrea edulis (European flat oyster)
Lineage: Eukaryota; Metazoa; Mollusca; Bivalvia; Ostreida; Ostreidae
Product: fibropellin-1-like
Exons: 10
Coding region: 42-2651 (869 amino acids)
Molecular function (GO): calcium ion binding
Source: RefSeq, a predicted model, not a curated record